AUGGGUUUCAGCCUGAGGACCUAUACGGUCCAGUUGCAGUCCGUAGAAGAUGACAAGGUAGCUCUCUUCAAAUGGGUUCCUCAGGCUAGCAGAGUCCUGACAAAGACCCAUAGCACUCUCUGCUCGGGCCUCUCUUUCAUGCAAAAUCGCCUCAUCCUCGUGACCCAAGGGAAAAAGCUUGGAAAUAAUGCUACAAGCAAUGUUGGUUCUGUUGAAGAAUUAUGGCAAGCCUUUUUUGCUAAUCCAGUGGAUUGGUGGGAUAAUAGGAAGAACAAGAAAAAUCCAAAAUAUCCAAAUUUUAAGCACAAAGAUGCUGGAAAAGCUCUGUGGGUCGAAGGCAGGUACAAUCUACCAUGGGUGAAGUCCCAAAUGGCAAUUCUGGAUACACCAAUGGGGUCUCUUUAUGAUCAAGAUACCAGGAUGGAUGCAAGUUUAAUGGCUGCUGAUAAAUUUUUGCCUUUCUAA
Carya illinoinensis is the source of this 465-nucleotide messenger RNA. RefSeq lists its product as uncharacterized. The transcript is spliced from 4 exons. The record is from RefSeq and is a predicted model, not a curated record. Bases 1 to 465 code for a protein of 154 amino acids. NCBI's taxonomy places the organism in Eukaryota, Viridiplantae, Streptophyta, Magnoliopsida, Fagales, Juglandaceae.